This is a messenger RNA of Nymphaea colorata (pocket water lily), 2386 nucleotides long. Its product is annotated as LRR receptor-like serine/threonine-protein kinase FEI 2. The record is from RefSeq and is a predicted model, not a curated record. The transcript has 13 exons. Gene Ontology annotation, molecular function: ATP binding; receptor serine/threonine kinase binding; protein kinase activity. Lineage: Eukaryota; Viridiplantae; Streptophyta; Magnoliopsida; Nymphaeales; Nymphaeaceae. Bases 197 to 2005 code for a protein of 602 amino acids. Gene Ontology annotation, biological process: protein phosphorylation.
UACAGACAAGUCACGUUGGACGACUCCCCAUUCCACACCAAAUCACCAACUUCAAACUCACAGGCUUUCUCCUUCUCAUUCACUCUUCGAUCUUUCUCAAGACAAAACUGGUUUCCCAAUACAAAUCCGCAACCCUUUUCUCUUUGUCCUGUUCCUUUGUAGCCCAUCUCCUCCUGUCCGUUUCGCUUCUCCAAAGAUGAGAAUGGAAAUCUGGGUCUUGUUGAGCAUGGUCGCAGCAACUGGGUGGUUUAGAUCUGUUGCUUCUCUCACGCCAGACGGUGAAGCACUGCUUGAAGUGAAGAUGCAACUCAAUGAUAGCCAACAAGUUCUCAGUGACUGGAGAAGCUCGGACAGCACGCCAUGCAACUGGAUUGGGAUUAACUGUGACCCCCAUGAUCUUAGAGUUACCUCUAUAAUUUUACCCUACCGACAUCUUGCUGGAACGAUACAUCCGAACAUUGGGAAGCUCACCAGACUUCAGAGACUGGCAUUUCAUGGGAACAGCUUGCACGGCUCAAUUCCUCCUGAGAUGAGUAACUUAACUGCUCUCAGAGCAUUGUAUUUGAGAGAUAAUCGCCUUGAAGGAGAGAUACCAGAGGAGCUGGGCCAGUUGCCUCAACUCUUGAUCUUGGAUCUUUCUAGCAAUCUUCUCAACGGGUCGAUACCUCCUUCUUUGGGCCAUCUAGCAAGAUUGCAACUCCUAAAUCUAUCAAAUAACUUUUUGUCCGGAGAGAUCCCCAAAAAUGGUGCAUUGGGAGCAUUCAGUAACUACUCGUUUUUCGGCAAUUCUGACUUAUGUGGCCAUCAAAUUGGAAAGCUAUGUAGAAAUGCAAAGGGAUUUCCUGCUGUACUUCCGGUUGAGGUGAACGACACUGAAACAGAGGUCACUCCACCAAGAAGGACGUCACAGAGCUUGUACAUUCUUCUCAUAGGAGGCACGUCAGCUGUAGGUCUUGCCUUGCUGUUACUUCUUGGGCUUCUUUGGGCAUGCUUGUCAUCCAAAUAUGGUAGAUUCAGUAAAACAUACUCGAAAGUUCACAAGCAGAUUGAACCAGAUUCAGGUGCUAAGCUUGUCAUUUUUCGUGGUGACUUACCGUAUCCCCCACAUGAUAUCGUCAGAAGGAUUGAGCUACUCGAUGAAACUGAUGUUAUCGGAGUAGGAGGUUUUGGGACAGCGUACAAGCUCGUGAUGGAAGACAAUUGUGCUUUUGCCGUGAAGCGAAUAGAUCGAAAUCGUGAGGGAAGUGAUCAGAAAUUCGAGAGAGAACUUGAAAAUUUGGGUAGCCUCAAACACAUGAAUCUGGUUAGUUUGAGAGGCUAUUGUAUCUUCCCUUCUGCUAAGCUUCUCAUAUAUGAUUAUAUGAUCCGAGGAAGCUUAGAUACCUGGCUCCAUGAGUACACCGAGGCAGACCCAGUUUUGAACUGGAAUGCACGGCUGAGAAUAGCUCUUGGUUCAGCAAGAGGGCUUGCAUACCUUCACCAUGACUGCUCUCCAGCAAUUGUGCACAGGGACAUAAAAGCAAGCAACAUUCUGCUAGAUGAGAACCUGGAACCUCACGUAUCUGACUUUGGUCUUGCUAAGCUUCUGGUAGACAGUGAAACCCAAGUAACCACUGUUGUUGCUGGUACUUUUGGUUAUCUCGCACCAGAGUAUCUGCACAGUGGUCGGGCAACUGAGAAAUCUGAUGUUUUUAGCUUCGGUGUGCUCUUACUGGAACUCGUGAGUGGGAAGAGACCAACGGAUCCGGAAUUUGUCAGGAAAGGCUUAAACAUUGUUGGUUGGCUGAAUACCUUGAUGAGGGAAAACAGACUGGAAGAGAUAGUCGACAAGGCAUGCACCUGCAUCAUUCCGGAAACCGUGGUAGCUGUUCUUGAGAUAGCAGUGAAGUGCACUGAAGCAAAUCCAGAUGAUCGCCCUUCUAUGAACGUGGUCCUGCAAAUGCUUGAAGAAGGGAUCAUGUCGCCAUGUCCAAGUGAAUUCUAUGAAACUCACUCAGACUGCUAGUAGAGAAGCGUGCUUUUUAUGCAGAGACCUGGCCAUGCAACAGUCCAUGGCAGUUUCUUGGCAGUCGGAGGGAAGCUUAGAUUCGUGUAAAUAUGGAACAAAUAUAGUUUGUCAAAUCUCCCUUUGACAAUGAGUCCCCUCUGUUCUAGAACAUAGUCAGGAUUCUUGUCAGGAAAAUCUUGAAUCUUAUAAUUUAAGCUUUCGGCCUUCCUUUAAAGUAUUCGUCAUAUUCUAAAUGUAGAGAUUAUAAAUUGCAAAAAUGCAGUACUUCUAAGAGAAGAUAGAUUUUGGGAACGUUUCUUCAACAGUGCAAAAAAGAAAAAGCUUCGUUUGAACGUUGGUUUUUUAAGAUCUUCUGAUAUUUAUGAUUAUUGCUCGCAA